This is a messenger RNA of Camelina sativa (false flax), 2163 nucleotides long. The record is from RefSeq and is a predicted model, not a curated record. Lineage: Eukaryota; Viridiplantae; Streptophyta; Magnoliopsida; Brassicales; Brassicaceae.
AAGGUUAGAGGGAGAGAGAGAAAGGUUUAGUUGAAGAUUAGUGGGAAAACGUCCUGGUUUCCCAUGAGAACUAUGAUAUCGUAUCAGAUGGAGCCCGAUCUUUACCCCCGUUCCAGAUGGCUCUCCUGAAAUUCUUCUCAAUCUAUAUACCCAUAUAUCUGUAAUUUAUGUUUUGUAUCUCCAUGAGAAUAGAAGAUAUCAUCUAUUUCACCAUUGCUAUAGGUUUAAUUGGUUUACUAUUUGAUUAACCGAGUGACGAAGUUUACAAACCAAAAUAAACCUGAUUUCGACCCGAUUAAAACCUGAUUUUGACCCGAUUAGAAACAUAACCCUCAACCGAGAAAUCCCUAAAAUCACAUUUUAACCUCUUUUUUGUUUUCUCUCGCGACGAACCCUAGAAAAUCAAAUUUCACCAUCGAUUUCUCAAAUUGAAUCGAUGGAUUUAAUAAUCCGAUCUGGUUUUGGGCAACAAGAUGGUAUUGGGCAAAGAGAUGGUGUUGGAGAACGAGAGUACGAUGAAGAAGGAGAGGAUCGAGAUGAAUUUCACGUCGAUAUGCUUGCUCAGGAAUUUACCGAUGCUGAAGAGUCGAUUCGUCAUGAUACGUACCCAGAAAGUGACGACGAGGAAGAAGGUCGUGGUCGUGGUGCGGGUCGUGGUCGUGGUGCGGGUCCAGAGAGGGUGUUUACGGAUAUCGGACGUGGUGAUGGAACUUUGUGGAAAGACCAAUCCUUCUACAAUGGGGUCGCAUUCAAGGAGAGUGUCUUGGACUAUGCACUACAUACUGGUUACAAUUUGAAGCAAUACAGGUAUGACAAAGAUAAACUCGGGUUUAGAUGUGUUGGGGAUAAGGGCAAUUGUGAGUGGAAAGUGUUUGCUGCACUUCUUCCAAACGCAUCUUUGUGGAAGAUUACGAAAUACAUUGAUAAGCAUUGUUGUACCCCCAAUGGCGAGUGUGAGAUGUUUAAGGUCCCAGUCAUAGCUAGAAUUUUUCUCGAUAAGAUUAGAGAGGAACCGGAUCAUUACAAGCCUUUGAGGAUUGAACAGAUUAUCAUGGAAAGGUGGAAGAUAUCCGCUACUAGGCCACAAUGUCAAGCUGCUCGGAGAAAGGCUUUGGGAUGGAUAGAGUAUGAGUAUGAACAACAGUUUGCACGACUGCGAGAUUACCAAGCUGAGAUCUUGGAAGCAAAUCCAGGGUCUGUUGUGGAGAUUGAUACAAUUAAGAAUGAUGCUGGUCAAGACGUCUUCAAUCGGUUUUAUGUUUGUUUCGAUGCCCUUAGAAGAACUUGGAAACAGACUUGCCGGCCAAUAAUAGGAGUUGAUGGCGCCUUCUUAAAGGCAAAGAUCAAGGGACAGUUGCUUGCUGCAUUAGGCAGAGAUGCAGACAAUGGCAUCUAUCCAAUAGCCUGGUGUGUUGUUCAAGUUGAGAACAAAGACAAUUGGUUAUGGUUUGUGAAGAGAUUGAAGACUGACCUGGAUCUAAACGAGGGAGAUGGUUACAUUUUAGUGUCUGAUCGACAAAAGGGGUUGAUAAAAGCUGUGGAGUUGGAGUUACCACAAAUAGAGCAUAGAAUGUGUGUUAGACACAUCUAUGGGAACUUGAAGAAGACUCAUCCUUCCAAGAAGCAAAUCAAGCCACUCCUCUGGCAUAUGGCUUGGAGCUAUAAUGCAAAACAGUUCGGUGAGAGACUGGAACAGAUACACGCUUAUGACACUGGUGUGUAUGAUGAUGUUAUGAAGUCGAAACCAAAGAGCUGGUGUCGUGCCUUCUAUAAGUUGGGGGGUUAUUGCGAAGAUGUUGACAACAACUUCACAGAAUCUUUCAACAAGACCAUCGACAAAGCAAGGGAGAAACCGUUUGUGGCAAUGUUGGAGACAGUUAGAAGACUGUCUAUGGUUCGGAUUGCCAAGCGUUCAGCUCUCUCUCAUUCUCACAAAGGUAAUUAACUUUAUUCAAAAUUUAAUGCAAUUUUCUACGAUUGUCUAUGAUUUUAUUCAAAGACUGUCUAUGAUUUCUACAUAUUUAAUGCAAUGUUCUUGGUUUUUGAUGUUUCAGGUUUAUGUACUCCAUAUGUGGCAAGGUUUCUUGCUAAAGAGCAUGACAAAGCUUCGGAAUGCCAGGUGCAUCCUUCUACUAAUGGGUGCUUUGAAGUCACACUGGAUGG